Messenger RNA from Cordyceps militaris CM01, 837 nucleotides. RefSeq lists its product as uncharacterized. The coding region runs from base 1 to 837 and encodes 278 amino acids. The record is from RefSeq and is a predicted model, not a curated record. Gene Ontology annotation, molecular function: fatty acyl-CoA hydrolase activity. Lineage: Eukaryota; Fungi; Ascomycota; Sordariomycetes; Hypocreales; Cordycipitaceae. The transcript has 6 exons.
AUGUUUAAUAUGAGCAGCGAAACCGGCGCUCAUGACGUCGCUAAACGACAAUUGCUGCGUUUUCGCGCAAGCCCGGGCCGUCACGUCGCGCGACGCGCCUUGAGCAGCACCAACCGCAACGCAGCUCCGGCUUCGUCGGCAGAGACGGCGCCGAACUCGCGAUGGCUUUCCGAUAUGCGCCACCGGAUCUCAACGGGUAUUGCAAAGAGGGCAGAAGAGCCAAAGGUCGUCGCGCAGCUAAAGCAUCACAUGAGCUACCUGGACCAGCAUUGGCUCGGUCUAUCUGCUGGUCGCGAAGGCUACCUCGUUGAACCCCAAUGGCGCGGGUUGGACAAGCAUGCUAUUGCCUGGGGAGAUAUGGACUCAAUGGGUCAUGUCAACAAUGUCAUGUAUAACCGAUUCGCAGAAUCAGGCCGCGUCAACUGGAUGAUGAAUGUCGCGGCUCAUGUCGCACCUGAAAAUCGGCGAGAAUUUACAGAACUCAUGUCACCAAGAGGCAUUGGCCUGAUUCUGGCUAGUAUCCGAACCGAUUAUAAAUUCCCGAUGACGUUUCCAGAUCAGGUCACGGUGCUUCACAAGCUGGUCACAAAGCCCGAUAGCACGUCUGACAGAGUCCUUAUGGAAGCAGUUGCUUAUUCACACAAGCAUAAAAGGGCCGCUGCUCGCUUUUUUGAAGAUAUUGCCGUGUACGAUUACCGAGCCGCGAAGAAGGCGCCGCUCAAGCCUUUCAUGGUGCAAGAGAUGCAAGCCAUGUACGAACUACAGGACCAGCGCCGGCAGCAAACCGAGCAAAAGGUCCAAGAAAUCCUCCAGUCCAUGGAUGAGCUACAAGUUUGA